Molecule: messenger RNA, 1894 nt
Organism: Phragmites australis (common reed)
Lineage: Eukaryota; Viridiplantae; Streptophyta; Magnoliopsida; Poales; Poaceae
Exons: 6
Coding region: 479-1540 (353 amino acids)
Biological process (GO): protein dephosphorylation
Molecular function (GO): protein tyrosine/serine/threonine phosphatase activity
Source: RefSeq, a predicted model, not a curated record
ACAAAUUGCAGCUUGGAAAUCCUGCCCCACUGCAUCGUGCAUCGAUGCUUCGCCUCGUCGGCGAGCGCAUCUUUCUCGGCGACGCCAUGGCCACCCUCACCGCCGCCUCAGCCUCGAACGCCGCCGAUUCCAGCUUCUUCAUCUGCUUCGGCAUCUCCGCCUCCGUCUUCUUCAUCUGCUACUGCCGGGGCCUCGCCGAGGAAGUCCGCCGCGUGGGCGCAGAUAAGAAUCGCGAGCUCCAUGAGGGGGUUUCUACAAAUCGCGAAUAAAAAUCGGGAUCCACAUGAGGGGUGUUUCAGCAAAAAGGGGGUUUUCUGCAAAUAUUUGGAUCGCGAUUAAUGAUCCCUAUCCAAAUUAGGGGUCCUUUUGCAAAAUAUGAGGGUUUUUUCUUUUGAGAAAAGCUAGCACUUCUUUCGUGCCUUCCUCCAUCCGUCGGACUUCCCGAUCUCUUCUCCCAAGUCCCGCCGCCGCCGCCGCCAUGCCGCACCUUGUCCGCGAGCGCCUCUUUUUCGGCGACAUUAACGACGCCAUCGAUGCCCUUACCACCGCCGCCUCCACCAACUUCACCCACGUCCUCUCCGUCGUCAGCUCCGCCUCCAUCUCCUUCAUCACCGACUGCCGCCCUGGCCUCGCCAUCCCUACCGAGGAGGUCCACCGUGUGGUAUCCGGCGAGGAGGGUGCGCCGGCUGUCUCCGCGGUGCCCCCCGGGCGGCUGAUGCGGGUGGUGGAGCGCACCGGGGACGGGCUUCGGAUCACGCGGAUGGCCGUGCCGCUGCGGGACACGGAGGAGGAGGACCUGCUCGACCACCUCGAGCCGUGCCUUGACUUCAUCGACGAGGGUAGGGAGGUGGGGAGUGUCCUUGUCCAUUGCUUUGCCGGGGUUUCCAGGAGUGCUUCCAUCAUUGUUGCUUAUCUUAUGAGAUCAGAGCGGAAAUCUCUUGAAGAAGCAUUAGAAUCUUUGAAGGAAAUUUCUGAGUUGGCGUGCCCGAAUGAUGGUUUUCUUGAUCAGUUGAAAUUCUUUGAAGAAAUGGGCUUCAAAGUUGACACUUCAAGUCCUUUGUACAAGCAAUUCCGCUUAAAAUUAUUAGGUCAAUCGUACAAAUUUGGGGAGAAAAUAGGCAGCUAUAUGUUUAAAGAUGACCCUGGCCUUUAUCCACAAUCUGGCUCUUGUCAAGAUCCUUCAAAGGAGGAACAACAUAAAACAGCUUACCGCUGCAGGAAAUGCAGGAGAAUUAUUGCUGUGCAGGACAAUGUUGUAAGUCAUGUUCCUGGUGAGGGUGAAUCUUGCUUUGACUGGAACCGAAGGAAGAGUGAUCGUCCAUACAACAAAGAACAAGAUUGCUCGUCUUUAUUUGUCGAGCCUCUGAAGUGGAUGACUGCAGCAGUAGAAGAUGGUGCUUUGGAGGGGAAGCUAUCAUGCAUCCAUUGCGGAGCACGUUUGGGAUACUUCAACUGGUCAGGAAUACAGUGCAACUGUGGCAGCUGGGUUACCCCUGCGUUCCAAAUCGUGAAGAGCAAGGUUGAUAUCAGCACCAUCUAGAUCGUAAGGAGACCAGCCAAGUCCAGGGCUACCAUUGGGGAAGUAUUGAGGGAUGUGACAAAGCUAGCGCCUCGUAGUUUAAGAUUUCGUGUACAAUGUGUACGCAACAUAUACAGUGAAGCAAUAACAUAUUUGUAUAUGUUGCCAUUGCUGAUCAGAAGCUGUGCACAGCAACGAUUGUACAAAACCACGCAUUUUCUGAUGUAUACAAAUUGCUGUGAGAUCAGUCGUCUAUAGGGCUGAAAACAGAUCGAAUAUAUGUCGGGCAUAGUCUAAGCGUAUUUGCGUUGUUUCAGCAAAUGCGAAUAUAAAUGCAGUUUGAGCGCUAUGAUAUGACUCUAUUUGUUUUUGCAA